AUGGCUGCCAAGGAGAUAUCAACCGAAGUUCUGCAAAACCCCGAAUUGUAUGGGCUAAGGCGGUCGCAUAGAGCUGCCACUCAUCAACAGACUUACUUCAAUGAUAGCGAUGACGAGGACGACGAAGAAAAUAUUAAACGGUCCAGGAGGAAGAGAACAACUACCAUUGAAGAUGAGGAGGACGAUUUUGAAGACGAGGACAACCAAGACGAUGCUGAGGACGAUGAAGUCGGAGAGGAUUUUGAGGAAGAUGACGAUUAUUAUGGCUCUCCAGUAAAGAAAACCCGUGUGAAACCCAAACCUAAAUCUAAAUCAAAACCGAAAUUUCAGACCGAGAAACAUCCUGCAGUAAUUAUACCAACAAGAUUUUCCAAUCGUCAAAGCAAAACAGUAAACUACAACGUCGAUUACAGUGAUGACGAUCUUUUAGAAUCGGAAGACGAUUACGGCUCCGAGGAGGGUUUAUCGGAAGAACAUACAUAUGAGGUAUCUGCUACGCCACAACCUGAAGACUUUCACGGUAUUGACAUUGUUAUCAAUCAUAGGCUGAGAACGUCUCUAGAAAAAUCAAAUGUCUUGGAAAAGACUGUUCCCGAGCUAAAGGACUGCAAGGAGAGCUACGAAUUUUUAAUCAAGUGGACCGAUGAAUCCCAUCUCCACAACACAUGGGAGACUUACGAAUCUAUUGGCCAAGUACGUGGUCUCAAAAGGCUAGACAACUAUUGUAAACAAUUUAUCAUCGAAGACCAACAGAUAAGAUUAGAUCCCUAUGUAACCGCCGAAGAUAUUGAAGUCAUGGACAUGGAACGUGAACGUAGACUUGACGAAUUUGAAGAAUUUCGUUUGCCAGAGAGAAUCAUAGAUAGUCAACGUACUUCAUUAGACGAUGGUACCUCUCAAUUACAAUAUUUGGUCAAAUGGCGUCGUUUAAACUACGAUGAAGCCACCUGGGAAAAUGCUACUGAUAUUGUAAAAUUGGCACCUGAGCAAGUCAAACAUUUCCAGAACAGAGAAAAUUCGAAGAUCCUUCCACAAUAUUCUAGUAACUAUACUUCACAAAGACCACGUUUCGAGAAGUUAAGUGUACAGCCACCUUUCAUAAAGGGCGGAGAACUGAGAGAUUUCCAACUAACCGGUAUCAAUUGGAUGGCAUUUUUAUGGUCUAAAGGCGAUAAUGGUAUCUUAGCAGACGAAAUGGGGCUAGGAAAAACCGUUCAGACCGUGGCAUUUAUCAGUUGGCUGAUUUUUGCACGUAGGCAAAACGGUCCUCACAUUGUUGUGGUUCCUUUGUCUACAAUGCCUGCUUGGUUAGAUACAUUUGAGAGAUGGUCACCUGAUUUGAAUUGUAUUUGCUAUAUGGGUAACCAAAAAUCAAGAGAUACCCUUAGGGAAUACGAAUUCUACACCAAUCCACAGGCAAAGGGGAAGAAAACAAUGAAAUUUAACGUUUUAUUAACAACAUACGAAUAUAUCUUAAAGGACCGUGCUGAAUUAGGUGGCAUCAAAUGGCAAUUUAUGGCCGUUGAUGAAGCUCAUAGAUUAAAAAAUGCAGAAUCAUCUCUUUAUGAAUCAUUGAACAGUUUCAAGGCUGCGAACCGUAUGUUGAUCACAGGUACUCCUCUUCAAAAUAAUAUUAAAGAACUGGCUGCAUUAAUUAAUUUCUUAAUGCCUGGAAGAUUUACUAUUGAUCAAGAAAUUGAUUUUGAGAAUCAAGAUGCCGAACAAGAAGAAUAUAUCCAUGAUUUACAUAGGAGGCUUCAGCCUUUCAUUCUUCGUCGUUUAAAGAAAGAUGUAGAAAAGUCAUUGCCUUCAAAGACAGAACGUAUUUUGAGAGUCGAACUAUCCGACGUACAGACGGAGUACUAUAAGAAUAUUUUAACAAAAAACUAUUCUGCUCUUACUGCUGGUCCUAAGGGUGGUCACUUUUCUUUAUUGAAUAUUAUGAAUGAACUGAAAAAGGCAUCGAACCAUCCGUAUCUAUUCGACAAUGCUGAAGACCGGGUUUUACAAAAGUUUGGAGAUGGUAAAAUGACCCGUGAAAACAUUUUAAGAGGGCUGAUCAUGUCUUCAGGUAAAAUGGUUCUUUUGGAUCAAUUAUUGACCAGAUUGAAGAAAGAUGGACAUCGUGUGUUAAUUUUCUCUCAAAUGGUCAGAAUGCUUGACAUUCUAGGCGAUUAUUUGUCUAUCAAAGGUAUUACCUUUCAAAGGUUAGAUGGUACAGUGCCAUCUGCUCAAAGAAGAAUAUCUAUUGAUCACUUUAACUCUCCGGACUCAAACGACUUUGCAUUUUUGCUAUCCACUCGUGCUGGUGGUUUAGGUAUCAAUUUGAUGACAGCCGAUACUGUUAUUAUUUUUGAUUCCGAUUGGAAUCCUCAAGCCGAUUUGCAAGCAAUGGCAAGAGCUCAUCGUAUUGGUCAAAAAAACCACGUUAUGGUGUAUAGACUGGUUUCGAAAGAUACUGUAGAGGAGGAAGUUCUGGAGAGAGCACGUAAGAAGAUGAUUUUAGAAUACGCUAUCAUAUCACUUGGUGUAACAGAUGGUAAUAAGUACACUAAGAAAAAUGAACCAAAUACUGGUGAACUGUCCGCAAUUUUGAAAUUCGGUGCAGGCAAUAUGUUCACUGCUACAGACAAUCAAAAGAAAUUAGAAGAUCUUAAUUUGGAUGAUGUUUUGAACCAUGCUGAAGACCAUGUUACUACGCCGGAUCUAGGAGAAUCACAUCUAGGUGGUGAAGAGUUUUUGAGGCAGUUCGAAGUGACAGAUUAUAAAGCUGAUGUUGAUUGGGACGAUAUCAUACCUGUAGAAGAGUUGAAAAAACUUCAAGAUGAGGAGCAGAAACGUAAGGAUGAAGAAUAUGUGAAGGAGCAACUUGAAAUGAUGAAUAGAAGGGACACUGCUUUGAAAAAGAUCAAAAAUAGCGUCAAUGGUGACGGGGCUGCCGCCAACUCAGAUUCAGACGACGAUAGUACCUCCAGAUCAUCUAGAAGAAGAGCCAGAGCUAACGAUAUGGAUUCAAUUGGCGAACUAGAGGUGCGAGCCUUGUACAAGGCCAUUCUAAAGUUUGGUGACCUAAGCGAAAUUUUAGACGAGCUGAUUGCGGACGGGACAUUGCCCGUCAAAUCGUUCGAGAAGUACGGUGCGACCUAUCAUGAAAUAAUUGACAAGGCUAGAGAAUGUAUUCAAGAAGAAGAAAGAAACAGGAAACAGACUUUAGAAAAACUUGAAAAGGAUGCUACCAUUUAUAGAACAAAGCUGAAAAACGGUGAAAUAAAGGCCGAAAAUCAACCGAAGGAUAAUCCAUUAACGAGAUUAUCACUGAAGAAAAGAGAAAAAAGAGCCGUACUUUUCAACUUUCUUGGUGUGAAAUCGUUGAACGCCGAAUCUCUAUUAACGAGAGUGGACGAUUUGAAAUAUUUGAAGAACUUAAUAAAUUCAAACUACAAGAAUGACCCGUUGAAAUUCAACCUCGGCAAUAGUGCACCUAAACCUGUACAAAAUUGGUCAUCGGACUGGACAAAAGAAGAGGACGAGAAGCUAUUGAUUGGUGUUUUCAAGUAUGGAUAUGGUUCUUGGACACAAAUAAGAGACGACCCAUUUCUAGGUCUUACAGAUAAAAUAUUUUUAAAUGAGGCUCAAACUCCCGCACCUAAAAAAACGACAGGUCCAUCCGAUGCGACACCAACGGCUGCAUCUGCAAAGAAGGGGAAAGGUAUAACCGGAUCUUCCAAAAAAGUACCUGGCGCCAUCCAUUUGGGCAGAAGAGUGGAUUACCUACUUUCCUUCUUGAGAGAAGGUCCAAAUGCAAAGAGUCCAAGUACUGAGCCAAGCAUGAAGAAACUCCCCACUGGACCCUCUAAAAAAAGACAAAGAAAGACUGCCAACCAUAGCAAGUCGAUGACGCCAGAAACCGCCAAUUCCGAGUCAGCGACUGCCCCGCCAAACAAACGUAUGAAAGCUCUGCCAAAAGGCCCUGCGGCUUUGAUAAACAGCGCAAGAUCCUCCCCAAACAGCCCCACUCCAUCAUCUAAGUUCAAGGCCUCCAGGGACAAUGGCACAAGACAAACAAGCAACCCCAGUAGUGGUAGUGCCCACGAAAAGGAAUACGACAGCAUGGACGAAGAAGACUGCCGACAUACGAUGAGCGCUAUACGGACUUCAUUAAAGCGCCUCAGAAGAGGUGGCAAAGGACUGGAUCGCAAAGAGUGGGCCAAGAUCCUUAAGAAUGAACUAACCACCAUCGGCAAGCAUAUUGAGUCGCAAAAGGGCUCGUCCAGGAAGACAAAGCCAGACAAAUUCCGCAAGCACCUCUGGUCAUACAGUGCUAACUUCUGGCCAGCAGACGUGAAAAGCACGAAGCUAAUGGCAAUGUACGACAAGAUAACUGAGUCUCAAAAGAAAUAG
Saccharomyces eubayanus is the source of this 4401-nucleotide messenger RNA. It is a transcript of the gene CHD1, whose product is annotated as chromatin-remodeling ATPase CHD1. Gene Ontology annotation, biological process: nucleosome organization; regulation of transcription by RNA polymerase II. Bases 1 to 4401 code for a protein of 1466 amino acids. NCBI's taxonomy places the organism in Eukaryota, Fungi, Ascomycota, Saccharomycetes, Saccharomycetales, Saccharomycetaceae. Gene Ontology annotation, cellular component: nucleus; chromatin. Gene Ontology annotation, molecular function: chromatin binding; ATP binding; DNA binding. The record is from RefSeq and is a predicted model, not a curated record. The transcript has a single exon.